GGCCACCACGAAAGCCCUCCCGCCCGCAUUUCAUUCUCUACCUCCACCAUCCCACGAUUCUCGACACCCUCACUGCGCCAUUCCUCCUCCUCCCACUCAUCCGUAUCCCUCUCUCACAAACAGCGUCCCGAUAUCCUCGAACUCUCUCCAUUACCGUCACCGACUGUUGAUUCCUUUCACCGCCGGUCGAGAACCCUGCUGUCUACUGUGCGACUCAUUCCACAUUCCCCUCCUAAGGACAUUUCCCCGCGCACGCCCAUCUGCGCUGUCUCCGGCGACUGAACUACCCGCCCAGUCGAAAAGAACGCGCACCUCUGUCCUACGACGGCGACGUCGCACAGCGUCCCUCUCUCCCUGCCAGUACGAUAUCUGGUCAGGAGCAAUACACCUCCCUUUUUGUCCUACAGAAGCGCACGGCAUUUUUUCACCACCCCCAGCACAGCUCCUGUGCUCACCCGCGCGCCCUACGUGAGAGCAAAAACCAGGCUCCUGGUCUCCCGCAGAUUGCGACGGCGCCGGGUCGACACUACCUCUUGGUCUUUUCAUUGGAUUUCCUGCCGAUCCUGAAUCUCCGGGUCUACAUGUCCAUUGGAUCCCUGGUCUCAAACCACCAAAGGCCCGUCAGUCCUGGUGUCGUGUGACGGGGGGCGAGUCUUUCGUGCGCGCCACCCGUGCAGCUUUGCACGCCCUUGGGUCCUCCUUGAUGGUCUGCUUAUAACAUCAUGGCGGCCUCUGAUGUCGAAGAUGGGCACUCUCGCUCAGACUCCCCCGAAGACAGCGGGACCGAGCACGCUCAAAAUAACAUGGCCGAACAACCGACCAAAGACGAAAAGCAGAAGCAAAACGGUUCGGCCUCCACUAACCCCAAGGAUCCAAAUCGCCCGAGACGUAAGAAGGCUCGCAGGGCAUGUUACGCUUGUCAACGUGCCCAUCUGACCUGCGGUGACGAGCGGCCCUGCCAGAGGUGUAUCAAGAGGGGUUUGCAAGAUGCUUGCCAAGACGGAGUCCGUAAGAAGGCGAAGUAUCUCCAUGAUGCUCCGAAUGAAGCUCUCAUGCCCGUGGUCGGUGGGAAUAACCUGUUCAACCGGCCUGCUGCAAAACAGCGAAGUUCGACCAUCACAAGUGAUACUUCGUCACAGCAACCCUACUUCCAGCAGCCACAGAACUUCAACAACUUCCAGAACGCACCUCAGCAGCAGAUGCCUCCUCCGCUGGUGCAUGAGCGAAGCAUGAGUACUACGAGCUUUUCACAGCAAUCUCCAUUGAACACGAAUUUCGCCGGCAUGCCCUCGCAGGUUGCCCUGCAAAGUCCUGUCAUCGGUGCGGAUCAGUCGACUGCUAAUGGCCUAGGCAGCGCUCCUUGGUCUGGAGCGUUGUUUGAUGACCCUUCGGCGUUCAAUUUUGAUAUUGCCAGCAUGAAUUUUGGAAAUCAUUACGGUGCUUUGGAGUUCGGUAUGCUUGGGCACAUGGCGACAAAUGCUGGUGAGACGCCUCCAAGUGACACCACUACGCAUCGAGGUUCCAUUACACAACAGUACCGAAUGCCACUCGGGAGCUUCAGUGAGAGUCCCACUGCUCGUCAACAAAUGUACAACGAGGCCGCCAUGUUGUCGGAUUGGUCCAAUAGCACGGAUCCGUAUAGUGCCCAUAAUCGCCAUAUGGCUCCAAAUGCGUUCACGAUAGAAUCGAACGCAGCACAUUGGACCUCACCAGACACCAGCGGUACUCCUGGAAAUGGUGUAAAGUUCGAAGAUUCACCACUCUUGACCAGCCAGGGGUUACAAGUGCCACCAACGGGCCUUGAGAAUGGCAACAUGACACAGCCAAAUAAUGCUCAGGACAAUCGACUGAAACAGCCGCCUCCUAUAUCCACGCCACAACUCAAAGCGAAGUCUCAAUUGCCCGUCAAGACGUUGAAACGACCUCGCGAUCCAUCGUCAAUCUAUACAUCGGUCACGCAACCACAUUCGUACACUGCUGGUUUUCACACCCUUGUCGCAUAUUGCCGGAAACGGUUCGCCACUCACCCUUCCAAGACGCUUGCUAUCGCCAAGUCUCUUGCCUCUAUCCGACCAUCCUUCAUUGCUACCACAAAGACAUUAAACCGCGAGGAUCUUAUAUUCAUGGAAAAAUGUUUUCAAAGGACCUUGUGGGAAUACGAGGGCUUCAUUGAAGGUGUGGGUACACCAACGAUUGUUGCUCGAAGAACAGGUGAAAUUGCCGCCGUUGGAAAGGAAUUCCAGAUUCUCACCGGGUGGACUAAAAGCGUCCUGCUGGGUCGAAGUCCCAAUUUGAAUGUGAAUCGAGGACAUUCCGGCUCUACUCCAUCGGCUGGAUCGGGCACAAAUACUGCAACUCGAACUGCGGGUUUCAACACCCCCACUCAACGAAACUCUACCGAGGCAGAGAAUGGCGAGAAACGAACCCAGCCAGUCCUUCUUGCAGAGCUGCUUGAUGACGAUUCUGUCGUUCAGUUCUAUGAAGACUUCGCCAGACUAGCCUUUGGUGAUAGCCGCGGCAGCGUAUUGGGAAGAGGCAAACUUCUCAAGUACCGCACGAAAGACGAUGAGAUUUCUCACAAUCUCAAUGCCGAAGCCGAGGCACGAAACGAGGAUGGCAAACCCAAUGGCACGGAUGGCCGACGCCAGGAUAGCCAUUCUCGGAGGAACGACAUGAAGAAAGAUGGCAUUUCUGGUGAAAAGGGAAUGCAGAAAUUAGGGUCGGCUGAUGGAAAGGUGGAUUGUACCUAUUGUUGGACGGUCAAACGGGACGUUUUUGACAUUCCCAUGCUUAUCGUUAUGAAUUUUCUGCCUUGCAUAUGAGUAUAGGCUUUUAAAAAAAGUCCACCCUUGCUGCUUUGUCAAGGGAGUUUUGAUCAUGAUGACUCUGGUUUACGGCAUCACAUCGAUGAUAUGAGUUGGAAGUUUUACUUUAGGUGGGAUUUUGCGUGUUGUAGGGACGGCUUGUUGUUGUUUUGAUUCGGUGCCUUGCUCUGCAGAGUCUUGAAGCAGUAUAUCGACCAGGAGUGACUAUGAG
This is a messenger RNA of Exophiala oligosperma, 3036 nucleotides long. RefSeq lists its product as uncharacterized. Gene Ontology annotation, cellular component: nucleus. The transcript has 3 exons. The coding region runs from base 723 to 2822 and encodes 699 amino acids. Lineage: Eukaryota; Fungi; Ascomycota; Eurotiomycetes; Chaetothyriales; Herpotrichiellaceae. Gene Ontology annotation, molecular function: RNA polymerase II transcription regulatory region sequence-specific DNA binding; DNA-binding transcription factor activity, RNA polymerase II-specific; zinc ion binding. The record is from RefSeq and is a predicted model, not a curated record. Gene Ontology annotation, biological process: regulation of DNA-templated transcription; cellular response to starvation.